AGCCAUGGUGCGAGAGGGGGGCGUGGUCACGGGGAUCCCCGUUCGGGCGCUGUGUUUCCGGUGACGGAGUCUCGCUGACGCGCGCCAUCGCCGUGACGGCCCGCGGAAGUUAACCCCAUCGCCUCCACCCACCGCCGCGAACACGCUGCCCGAAGUUCGAUGGUUCAUUCGGAGCGCCAUGAGCCGCCCGUCUUCCGCCGGACCGUGUGCCAGCAAGCCCUGCGGUAAACAGAAGCAGCCGCCGCCGCUCCCUCCCCCCCACGCUCCGUCCCCGGGGCUGUCCAGCACGCUGUGUCCCGGGCCCUCCGCUCCCACGGCGGCCGCCGCUGCCCUCCCCGUGUCCCAGCAGCACCUGGAGCUCACCUCGCUGUUCGAGUGCUCGGUGUGCUUCGACUAUGUGUCGCCCCCCAUCCUGCAGUGCCAGGCCGGGCACCUCAUCUGUAACCAAUGCCGCCAGAAACUGAGCUGCUGCACCACCUGCAGGGCCUCCCUCACCCCCAGCAUCCGCAACCUGGCCAUGGAGAAGGUGGCCUCCAACAUACUAUUCCCCUGCAAGUAUUCGUCUACAGGUUGCUCCCUAUCCCUCCUUCACACAGAGAAGCCCAAUCAUGAGAAUAUCUGUGAAUAUCGUCCAUAUUCAUGCCCUUGUCCUGGUGCUUCCUGUAAAUGGCAAGGUUCAUUGGACGCAGUUAUGCCCCACUUAACACAUGCCCACAAGAGCAUCACCACCCUUCAAGGAGAAGACAUAGUCUUCCUUGCAACAGACAUUAAUCUGCCAGGGGCUGUUGAUUGGGUUAUGAUGCAGUUCUGCUUCAGCCACCACUUCAUGCUGGUCCUUGAAAAGCAAGAAAAGUAUGAAGGACACCAACAAUUCUUUGCUAUUGUCCUUCUUAUUGGCACACGAAAACAGGCAGAGAAUUUUGCUUACAGACUGGAACUCAAUGGUAACCGCAGACGUUUGGCUUGGGAAGCAACUCCAAGGUCUAUUCAUGAUGGAGUAGCGGCAGCAAUCAUGAACAGUGACUGUUUGGUUUUUGACACUGCCAUUGCGCAUCUCUUUGCAGAUAAUGGAAACCUGGGCAUUAAUGUGACCAUAUCCACAUGUUGUCCAUAAUUUAUUUGUGCUCUCUAUGGAGAAGAUGAUUAUUUAAGUGGCUAUGUUAUGAAUAGUGCAGUUUUUGAAUUUUAUUCGUCUUCAUUAAAGUGGACUGAUUUUUGCUAACCAAGCAUCAUGCCAAUGUCUGCCAACAUUUUUUUAGAACUCUUUAUAGCAGUGGACUAAAGCUGUGAUUCAACAUGAACAGAUUUGAUGGAUUAUUUUUUUAAUGUUGCUGUUUU
Pelobates fuscus (common spadefoot toad) is the source of this 1338-nucleotide messenger RNA. It is a transcript of the gene SIAH2, whose product is annotated as siah E3 ubiquitin protein ligase 2. NCBI's taxonomy places the organism in Eukaryota, Metazoa, Chordata, Amphibia, Anura, Pelobatidae. The transcript is spliced from 2 exons. The record is from RefSeq and is a predicted model, not a curated record. Gene Ontology annotation, molecular function: zinc ion binding; ubiquitin protein ligase activity; ubiquitin conjugating enzyme binding. The coding region runs from base 179 to 1114 and encodes 311 amino acids. Gene Ontology annotation, cellular component: cytoplasm. Gene Ontology annotation, biological process: multicellular organism development; proteasome-mediated ubiquitin-dependent protein catabolic process.